UUUUUUUUUUAAUUAUUAUUUGCUGUGAGUACUGGUUUUAAUCAAAUCAAAUCUGUUGUAUAUCAUCUUUAUUCAGAUAGUAUAGAUCUGUUUUGCAAGACAGACCUGAGGACAGAAGAACAAAUAAAAACAGUCAUACAGAUAAUGAUCAGAAAUCACACACCUCUCCAAAACUAGAGUUUUAAAUACUUUGAUGAUAACGUUUUAAAACAGGGAAACUAACAUAAAAUCACUGUACAGCUAGAGGUGUGUGUGUGGGCUGCAGGUCCAGUGUAGACUGUAUGUGUGUAGGUGUCUUGCAUGUUAUGUGAGUGUAUACAUCUAGGUGUGUGUAGUAAUAAUGAUGAGCCCCUCCACCCACCCGGUCUCUCCACCAAACGUGUAAAAAGUGUUAGUUCUGCUCCUCACCCAGGCCUGGAGACGGGAUAAAGCAGUGAGCCCACUAACUGCACUUUAGCGCUAAUCUCGCGAGAGCUGCUCCUCACGGCGGUGCCUGGGCGAUGCGAUGCUGUUGCUGUGGGUUUGAUUGACAGGAAACAUGUCGGUGUGGUGGGAGCGAACCGGGAUGCAGCUGCUGCCACGGGAGACAGGGAGUACCUGCAUCCAAUCCACACAUCAGCACCUUUAAAACCAACCAGGCUUCCCCUCCGAUACGUCUGCUUACGAUGCGCUGAACAGCUUUUCUCUCUCUUUUUUUUUUUAAAAAAAAAAACCCAUCCAUUUGAAACGAAGGGGGCACCCAAUGGAUGCUUUGGCAAACCGUGUAGUCCCGCUCGGUAUCUUCAUAUUGUGUUUGAUUUAGCCUAGAACCAGAGACACCUUGGUGAAACAGCAGGAACUACGAGGACUGUUGUUGCAAUGGAGUCGACUCUCUCACGGCUCAAACCCCGUCUGUAAACCUACAACAUCUCGUUUCAUGGCGUUUUGCAGGUUGCUCUGCUCCGUGGGCUUCUCCACGUUUCUUUUCUGAAUUCUUAUUUUUUUCCCCCUUCCUCUUCUUCUUCUUCUUCUUGUUUGUAUUUAUUUAUUUUCUUAAAGUGCAAAGGGAAAAUAACGACCAGUGCUCGCUAAACUAUGAACGAGGAGAUGACAAAAAGCGAGGAGCAGCAUCUGAGUUUGCAGAAAGCCUUGCAGCAGUGCGAGUUGGUGCAAAAUAUGAUAGACAUAAGCAUUUCUAGUUUGGAGGGUUUACGGACCAAAUGUGCCACAUCCAACGACUUGACACAAAAAGAGAUACGAACGCUGGAGGGGAAGUUGGUAAAGUACUUCAGCCGCCAGCUGUCCUGUAAGUGCAAAGUGGCCUUAGAGGAGCGCAGUGCUGAGCUGGAGGACUUCCCUCGCCUCGGCCACUGGUUCCGCAUCGUCAACUUGAGGAAGGAGGUCACACAGGAGAUGAGCCCGGGUGAGGUGACCCUGGAGGGCCUGCUGGAGAUGAGUGAGGAGCAGGUGUGUGAGCUGCUGCAGAAGUUUGGUGCCAAUGAAGAGGAGUGUGCCCGACUCAAUGCCUCCCUCUCCUGCCUCAGAAAGGCCCAUCAGCUCGAACAACUUGAAGAGGAUAAAUUGCACAGUAAUGGAGGGAGCCAGGCAAAGCAGGACUGGUCCAUCCAAUGGCCCACCUCUGAAUCGGGCAAAGAAAACACUCCGGUGUGCCAGCCAGAGGCCAGUCAAUGGAUCCGGUUCCAGCUCUCCCAAAGCCCCAAAGUCCAGUCCAAGUACAACCAGCACAUGUGCCACAGCCCCCAGGCCCUGGCCCCCCCUUUGUACGUUGAUCGACUCACCGUCGACAGCCCUGCCACAGGGCUCUUCCCUCCCUUGGACUCUGGUCAUCGCUCCCUGCCCCCAUCACCCCGCCAGAGGCAUUUUGGCCACACACCUCCUCGGACUCCCUUGGUGAUCAACACCAUGACCCCACCAGGCACCCCUCCCAUGCGGCGAAGGAACAAAGUGAAGGCUCCAGGAACGCCACCUCCGCCCAGCCGCAAACUUAUUCAUCUGCUGCCUGGCUUCACUGCACUGCACCGCAGCAAAUCCCAUGAGUUCCAGCUGGGGAACCGUUUGGAUGACACACAGACACCAAAAGCCAAGAAGAAGACCAAGCCCUUGAACCUUAAGAUCCACAGCAGUGUGGGCAGCUGCGAGAAUCUGCCCACGCAGCGCUCCCCCCUCCACACUGAACGAUCUCUGCGUUCCUUCUUCUUCCCCUCCUUCAUCCCUUCCACACCUCCCGUCCACGCCGAAACACCCUCUGCAAACACUCUCUCAGUGCCUCGCUGGUCCCCACAGAUUCCCCGAAGAGAUCUGGGAAACUCAAUAAAACACAGGUUUUCCACAAAGUAUUGGAUGUCCCAGACAUGCAUAGUAUGUGGAAAGGGGAUGUUGUUUGGACUGAAAUGUAAAAACUGCAAGCUGAAGUGCCACAACAAAUGCACCAAAGAAGCCCCACCUUGCCAUUUACUGAUCAUACAGCGAGGCGGACGAGAAUCCUUCAAAGAUCACCAAGGAACAACUCAAGUAGCUCGUCUGGUACGGACCGAAUCAGUGCCAUGUGACAUCAACAACCCGCUCAGGUACACAGACCUGCACAUCAGUCAGACGCUACCCAAAACCAACAAAAUCAACAAGGAUCACAUCCCAGUCCCAUACCAACCAGACUCCAGCAGUAAUCCCUCAUCCACCACCUCCUCCACCCCGUCCUCUCCAGCUCCCCCCCUCCCCAGCAGUGCCACGCCCCCCUCGCCCCUACACCCCUCCCCACAGUCAGCGCGGCAACAGAAACAGUUCAACUUGACAGCCUCCAGUUAUUUCAAAUACAAACAACAGUUCAUCUUCCCAGAUGUUGCUCCAGAGGCUCCUCCCAGCAGAGCACCGCAGGUCAUCCUGCACCCUGUCCUGUCUGAACCAGGGAAUGAGGGCAACCCUUUACUUCAGAUCGAAGUGGAACCUACAUCAGAUAAUGAGGAGGGCAAUGAUGAGGACUCUGGCGACGAGUUUGAGGAGAUGAACCUGUCACUCCUGUCAGCUCGUAACUUCCCGCGUAAGGCCAGCCAGACCAGCAUCUUCCUGCAGGAGUGGGACAUCCCGUUCGAGCAGCUGGAGAUCGGGGAGAUGAUUGGCAAGGGACGCUUCGGCAAGGUUUUCCACGGACGCUGGCACGGUGAGGUCGCCAUCCGCCUGAUCGACAUCGAGCGUGACAACGAGGACCAGCUCAAGGCCUUCAAACGUGAGGUGAUGGCCUACCGCAACACUCGCCACGAGAAUGUGGUGCUGUUUAUGGGGGCCUGCAUGAGCCCACCACAUCUGGCCAUCAUCACCAGCUUGUGUAAAGGCAGGACACUUUAUUCUGUGGUGCGGGAUGCCAAGGUUGUGCUGGAUGUUAACAAGACCCGACAGAUCGCACAAGAGAUGGUCAAGGGGAUGGGCUACCUCCACGCUAAGGGGAUCUUACACAAAGACAUGAAGUCCAAGAACGUGUUCUAUGACAAUGGCAAAGUCGUCAUCACCGACUUCGGACUCUUCACCAUAUCUGGGGUUCUGCAGGCUGGCAGCCGGAGAGAAGACAAACUGAGGAUCCCCAAUGGCUGGCUGUGUCACCUGGCCCCAGAAAUCAUCCAGCAGCUCUCUCCGGACACAGAGGAGGACAAACUUCCCUUCUCCAAACAGUCAGAUGUCUUUGCUUUUGGCACCAUCUGGUAUGAGUUACAUGCACGUGAGUGGCCUUACAAGAGUCAGCCAGCGGAGGUGAUCAUAUGGCAGAUUGGCAGCGGGAUGAAGCCCAACCUCGCCCAAACCGGCAUGGGAAAGGAGAUAUCAGACAUCCUGCUCCUCUGCUGGGCGUACAAGCAGGAAGAGCGGCCCAGUUUCUCCAAGCUGGUAGAUUUACUGGAAAAGUUGCCAAAACGGAACCGUCGCCUUUCCCACCCAGGGCACUUCUGGAAGUCAGCUGAGCUGUAACGGAGGCAUCGAUGGGACUGUGUCUUUGCGUGAAGCUCGUCCUCAGCUCUGCUAACAUCUGCUCCACCACCCGCCCACCUGCCUGCCUGCCUGCCUGCCUGCCCUACCACCCACCCCACCCCUCCUUUCUUGACCCCACCCUGCUUCCACAAUCCCCCCUUCCCCACCUUUCCUGCUCCUCCUCCUCACUCCAGCUCUGACACUUACACGUUUCCCCUUAAUGCCUGAUUGGACCCUUUAGCGGUCAGUAUUUGCCCACUUUGCCAGAGUGGGUGACAGAACAUGCCGCAGACUUUCAAACAGAGAGGCCUUUCUCCACUCUAUGCCUGAAGCCCUUCCCCAAAACAGCACCCUUGUCUUUCUGUUGAGGAAAUUUCAUCAUUCAUACGCCACCAUUCAUGCCAUGCUGCUACUCAUCUUCAGCUGCAAAUAUGUUUUUUAAAACCCUGAUUGUGCAACAUAUCAUUCUUAGCUUUGUAGCCGUUGAGAGACAUUUUCACAACAGCUCACCCUAUACAUCUGUUAAUUACAACAUCUGGAGUGUACAAAUUAUGCAAACAACUCAACUUUGACACAUUUUGAGAUAAUUAGAGUCAGUCAUUUUGGUUGCCAUCCUUUGAAGACUGUAUAUCUCCACAAUGUCAACUUAAUAUGAUUUAAACAAUGUAUUCAACAAUCUACUAUUUUUAGAGGUUUUAUUGGGCUAAGAAGUGGGAAACCUUUCAACCGUGAGAGUAAUAUUUAAUCUUCCAGUUCAGAAAACUUAAAAAUCACUUUUGGAGAUUUAUAGUUUGCUUUGGACAAUGAAGCAUGGCUACUGUGCUUCAAAAUGUGUAUUUCUAUGAUAUCAAGUCUAAUUUACCAAGUAAUGCAUACUUAUACUUUGUUAUCCACUGCACCACCAUUUUUUUUUUUUUUCCAAAGGCUUUUUCUUUUUUUCUUUGUUGUCUUCUUUGGAAACUGUGCCUGUAACCAAAAAUAGUCCCACACCACAACAUGCAAGUCUCCUAGAAAUUACGAUAAUUUACUACUAAUAUACUACACUUUGGGAAAAACAUAACGUUACAUGAAGUACACAAUGAGGCAUACUUAGCACAAUUAAGGCAUAUUUUGAUUGAAUGUCGCAAAAUAUUCAGAUAAAUAUGACCCACCUGCCUACCCUGUGAACACAACCCAUGCAAGGCAGCAAUUACGUUUCUUACCAUGUAACCGGGAAAACAAGUUAGUAGUAUAUUAAAGUAAUUUCUAGAAAGCAUGGUUGACAUGAUAACAAUUUGAACAUCGUGCAGUUGUGUGAAUGCUAUGUAUUAUACACAGCUGCAUCUGCAAGCUGCCCAGCACAUCAACAGACUUCUACUGGUGGCCACCCAACAGCUGCAUCUCUGCAGUCGGUAGGUUAAGUGCCUUGUUCGAGGGCAUCUCAGCAGCAGCGGUUAUUAAGGAGGAAGUGAUUCAUUAUUUUUGCCACUUAGAUUUCCCAGAUGGUCCCAGGAUUUGAACCAGUUUCUUUUUGAAUGCUCACAGGUGUGACUCCCUAACCUUACUUCACAAUACUCCCAAAAGACAACAUUUCACUUAUAGUAUUAUCUGUACAUACUGAAAGUCAGUCAAGGUUACUUCUUCCUCUGUUUCACAGAGAAAUUGUAAAACUGAAACAAAGCUACUCAUCUGACAUCUGAUUCAAACUCUGAAUGAAGCUUUGCAACUUUACCUGGCAAGCUUGAACAAGUCAUCACUUGUGAAAAAAAUGUGAGGCACCAGAUGCUGGUGGAGGGAAUCAAACCUUCCAAAGAGAAUAUCUCAGUUUAAUUGAUUCCAUUACAUGGUCUGCUAACUUAGAAAUCAGCACACCCAUUUGUCUGGACCGACAAAUUAAUCCCUUCCCAGUGAGUGAAGAAGAAUGAAAUGAAUUCCAAAAACUCGCUACCCGCCAUACGAAUGUUAAAAUAUCUCUAUUGAUAUUCGCAUCCAGUGGAAUGACUGAGUUCUCUUUUUCUCUUAGGAAUUUGCCUCUGAAAUAUUAAAUCUCCAGGUGACUAAAGAUGUUUUUGUGUAUCACAGUGUGCAUGCUGUCUGAGCAAAUUACAAAGACACUAGAAUACAAGUAAUAGGACAGAAUAUAUGUAUGUGAGUGUGCGAGUCAGUGAGCUAAUAGAUUAUUCAAACUCUUCCCCCACACAUGUAGGUGUCUAAUGACCUCAAGGCUAUGCAAUUAGAAUAAAGAAAACAUACGGUUAAACACUUUAAACUAAAGUGCUGAUUAAAUAGACUAAUUGUCCUUGACAGUUGUGAGUAUGCAUUUAACAUUUUUCUAGUGGUAAAAACAAAAGAUCUUUUUUGUCUUUUAAUACACCUGCAACUUUUACAUAAAUUUAAUGCAUGAUUUUGAUUUAUUUAUGGAGCCUAUCUUCCAAUAAAAUCUGAUUUUAUUUGCUAAUCAAGGUGGAGGAUUAAAUAUUCAAACUCCCUUUAUUCUCUCUGACAAGAGCACUUGAAGCAUCGCUAAAAUUCACAAUGGUCUUCAGAGGCAGCCUGAAAAUCACUUAUUCAUAAUUCAGGGUUGGUCUUUAGCACUCAGUUAACAGCCAAAAUCACCACAUAGUGAGCGCUGGUUUGUCCUGCAUCUAUCUGAUACAAUGGCUACUCAUACAUGUGCACAAUAAUGCAUUUAUUUCCAAUAAUGUGAGCAAAGUAAGACUUUGAUUAAGGCAUUGACAUGGAUUCAUGCUAUGACAACUCUAGUUAAUAACACCAUUUACACGAGUCAUGUAAUUAUUUUGAUUGUUUGUUUUAUUUUCACCCUGUCCUGCCAUUAUUCAACUUUAAAAUGAUGACAGAAAAUUUGGAAAAAAAAAAAAAAAAAAAAAAAAUCUGAAUUUCUCAUUCAGAGUGAACAAUACCCAAUCACCAUAUAAGAAAGACGGUGGUCCUUUUUGUGUGUAAAAGCUUCAGGCAGACCACACAAUACAGACAUGGAAGAUGUUUGAAUUGUGUGCUCUGCCUGUAGCUUUACAGACUCCUGCUGCAUAUUGCUUUGGUUUUAAACUUGCAGGUUGACAGCUUACACGAAUCACAGCUAUUAUUCUUCACACUCAUUGCUGGUUUUAAAGCAUAAGGGUGAUGAUAGUCACUAGAUGUAUGCUUUAUCAUUUGAUUAAGAGCAUAAUCACAUAUACUGCAGUGUAGCAUUAGCUACAUGUGUAUAUAGUAUUUGAAUAAAUUGUAUUUAUAUCAACUGUGCCAUGCUUAUAUAUGCUCAAUUGCUAUUUUAUUAAGUGCACCAGGGUAAAGCAGUAAAUGCAGUAAAAUACAACAGUCCUGCAGUAAAUCCUCCCACCAGAGACAUGUUUCUCUUAUUUAGUCUCAUUUCAGUGCGAUAAAUAGAGAAGACAAAAUAACACCUGUCAGCAUGACAGAAUCCAAACAUACACUUAAACGAACACUUCACUUACUUUGGUGACAGUAUCACCAAAAACUGAACAUUAUAACUUUACUCAAGGUUGAAUUUAUUGCAAGUUAUGCAGGCCUUGUUAUAAAGUUUGUGUUUUUUGUGCAACAUUUGGGUUUGUUCUACUGUCCAGAAGAAAUGAAAAAAAUGUCAAUAAAAACUUUAAGUGAUAACUUUGCAUUUAUUGCAAGGCUGUUGUAUUGGAUAGCAUUAGUUUUAGCUGGGUGUGGUGGUGGAAACGAAACGAAACGAAAAGAACACACGGCACAUAUAUGACUUCAACUUGGUGCCCACAUUAAUUGAAAGUGUGAAAGUCCUCCCCUAACUAGCUCCUGAUGUUUUAACAAUUCUUUUAAGACAACCAUGCUCUGCAUCCUAUAUGAGUGUGCACAGUGUGGGCAGAAGACAAACCCUGUUAGACCUAUUUCUCUGCAAUUCCUCUUAACCUUCCUACACGCACUUGGCUAACAGUGCCCUGUUGAGAUCAAACACAGUGGCAGGACAUCAAAAAAUGGAAAGGAAAAAAAAAAACAUAAUUCACCCAAGAAGAAAGGCAGCACUAGACUGCAAAAUGAACUGUUCUCAGUUCCCCUGCCCACUUAGUUCUCUCCAGCUCGACAAAAAUAUUUUCAGGUGACACAAGUAUCAUACCGUACAGUCAUCUGACAAAUGACAAAUGCAGAUGAGGAGGUGCAAAGAUUAUUUUCCUAUUCAUUACUGACAGUAACAAUGACAAACAGUACAGGCUGCAUGAAAUGUAUAGAUACGUGAAUUUUCCCAAAAUCUGUGGUCUUAUAUAGACAAUGUGCAACCUUGUCUGCUGAGACAGUGUCAUUUAAAACCUUUAAAAAAUGACAUGAUAUUAUAAAAACAACAAAAUGUUAAAGUCCCUGUGUCUCAAUUAGCUUUAAAGGAAUAGGGAAACAUUUUGGGAAAUACUUGUUGGGAGUUAGAUGAGGAGACUGAUAGGAGUGGUAUUUGGAUUUUUUCAUCUAACUCUCAGCAAGAAAGAGAACAACUUUCCAAAAAAUAUUAAACAAUUCUUUUAAAGCCAGAAAUUCAGCAAGGAGGACAGUGAAGUCUGUUGUUCCAUUAGGCACCACAAAAUUGUCCCUAGUUUGACUGUUAUACAAGGGAGCACACCGAAAGGGCUUCUCACAGUAGUUCUGUCAGUAUCUACUUUUUCCAAGUCUUUUUUUUUUUUUUUUUUUUUUUUUUUUUUGGGAAAGGUUUAAAAGGUGAUUCUGUCUCUGUCAUCAAAUCAAAGUCAUGAAAACUUGAGAAUGUACAGGAUGAUGUCAAAUACAAGCAGCUUUUCCCAAAAGGGAAGAGUUGUUCCACUAUGAACAGAUUAGCCUGCAUAUACAACAUAACCUCCUUUCUGAUGACAACCGCUCACAACUGGUCUAUAUUUUGAUUCAUGUCAUAUUGCUGAUUCAAAUGUGCUCUGAAUCUAUUUUUGUCCAGGGCUCAUCCCUCCCCCAUUGUUUGCCCCAUUUGUCGUCAUUUUGUACCUAAAAUGCUUUGCUGCAACACAGUCAUAAUGCUUCACUCCGCCCGCAUUCACGACCUCAUCAUCAUCUCCAAAAUCACUUCUUUAUGACCAUCAUCAUCCUCAUUAUACCAUCAAUGACAAUGCUGUCUUUACUCGAAAGAGCAUAUCUAGCAUUCAAGCUUGUAAUGGAUCUUCAUUUGUAUAAUUUGUACAGUAAAGUUUAUAAAAGUUUUCUACCCUUCCAGAAAUUAUUUAGUUUCUGCUGUUCAACUGAAUGUCAUUGAAUUACAAUUUGCAGGCCUUGUUAUAAAGUUUGUGUUUUUUGUGCAACAUUUGGGUUUGUUCUACUGUCCAGAAGAAAUGAAAAAAAUGUCAAUAAAAACUUUAAGUGAUAACUUCA
This is a messenger RNA of Lates calcarifer (barramundi perch), 9294 nucleotides long. It is a transcript of the gene ksr2, whose product is annotated as kinase suppressor of ras 2. Gene Ontology annotation, biological process: protein phosphorylation. The coding region runs from base 1075 to 3951 and encodes 958 amino acids. Gene Ontology annotation, molecular function: ATP binding; protein kinase activity. NCBI's taxonomy places the organism in Eukaryota, Metazoa, Chordata, Actinopteri, Centropomidae. The record is from RefSeq and is a predicted model, not a curated record. The transcript has 22 exons.